Messenger RNA from Tetrahymena thermophila SB210, 900 nucleotides. RefSeq lists its product as hypothetical. The transcript has 2 exons. Lineage: Eukaryota; Ciliophora; Oligohymenophorea; Hymenostomatida; Tetrahymenidae. The record is from RefSeq and is a predicted model, not a curated record.
AUGAUGGAUGCGAUACUUAAUUCAAAUCAAAAAUUUAUUCCAUCAAAGAAAAUUAGCAAAUUAGACCAUUAAAAAUUCAAAGUAAUUAAAACAGAAGUAAAAAUUAGUAAAAUAAAUAAGUUGAUAAUGCAUAAGCGUAAAAAAACGAUGAAAAAUAAGUUAAAACUUGCCAGAGAGAAGGAGAGUCAAAAACAACAUAGGAAAUAUCUUAAAAAAUAGUUAAUAUUGUAAAUGAAGACUUUUAGUAAUAGUUUUCCUCUUAAGUAUAUAAAGACUAAAUUAAAAAUAAAGAGUAAUUCGAUAAUACUAAUAAUCACCAAAUUAAAUUAGAAAAUAAAGGAGGUAUAGAAGAAGCAUAGUAUACAAAUUAGAGUGAUAAAUUUUAAGAAGAGGAAAUUACGUCUAUAAUUAAAUAAAUGUCAAGCGAUAGUUAUAUAACAGACUAAAGCUUAUCAUAAAGCAUUCAAAUAACCAGUGAGAAAAUUAAAGAAGAAUGUAUUCCACUCAUGCAAGGUAAAACAUUACGAUUGUCUGAUAAAACAAUAAAAGGCUAACAAUUUGAGCGUUUAAUUGACUAAUUCUUUUAUCUAAAACAUAAAGAGUUCAUUUCUUUAAAAAAGCAAUAUGAAGAAUACGGAUUUGAAGAUUAUGAAUAAAAAUAAUAAAAUAGAGGUGAUUAAACUAGAGUAAUUAUAGAAAGAUAAUGGAAGUAAGAGAUAUUUGAUGCUAUCAAUAAAGGUGAAUUUAACAAUAAUAAUUUUGAAAAAUAAAAAAGUGAUAUAAUUAAUAUACUUAAGAAUUAAAAUCUUUAUAUCUGCAAGUUGUUACAAUCAAGUGAAAAAGGAGAUUUAUUUAUUGGAUAUGAAGAACUAGACAUAGCUUAAUAUAAAGAUCAACUGA